ACUAAGAGCCAGGUGAGGGGGGCAAGGGCUCGGAUCCUAGGAGACAUAAAUGAGUGACAGUCAUUAUACAGAUCAAAACUCGUCGUUUCUACAGUAUCAAAGAUCUCGAGGCAGCAUCAGCAGGUAGCAUAGAUUGAUCUGAUCAUAAUAAAGGAGACCUUCGCAUCUGCUUAGUUGAGUAUUAUUGUUUAACUAUCCAUCCAUCCAUCUAUUCCACCAUGAAGAGCUUUGGGAAAGUAGGCGAGAACUUUGGAAAAGUGGGGGAGAACCUUGGCAAGGUCCCUGAGAACUUUGUGAAGGGCUUGACCAAGUUGAAUCCGUUGACGGUGUUGCCCGGGAUGCCGACAUGGAAUGACAUGACGGGCAGCCAUGAAGAAGACGCUGGUGGUGAUGGCUCUACAAGCACAGAAGACAAACCCCGCGGCGCCAACAAGUUUCGCAUGCGCAACAUUUUUGCGGCUCCCUUGGAAUUUACCAAGGAAUCGUUGGAGGGCGUUUGGAAAGCCGCCGCCAUUACCAAGAGUGGGGAACAAACCGAGUUUUUGCAGGCGGCAUUUGCAGAGCAUUUUGUCUUUGCCAAUAUGAGCAGCCGCGAAUCCAAAUUCUUGAUUUCUAUGAUGGCGCUCAAGAAAUGCCAUAAAGGCGAAACCAUUAUUGAACAAGGUCAACGCGGUGAAUACUUGUACGUCCUUCAAGAAGGCGCCGUUCAGUUUGUCAUUGAUGGUGUAGCACGAGAACAAUUGGGUGAAAAAGGAACCGUUUUUGGAGAACUCAGUUUGCUCUACGAUUGUCCCACGGCCGCAUCCGUCAUUGCUCACUCGGAUUGCCAUCUGUGGCGCGUGUCACAGCUUACGUUUCGACGCAUCAAAGCCGCCCAUGCCCUCGAAGGAGACAAGGAAAAACGAGAUGUUAUUACGUCCGUCAGUUUCUUCAAGGGAUUGUCCAACGAUUUGAUUUACAAGCUGGCCGACAGUUUGUUCGAACGCAAAUUUAAAAAGGAUGAAAUACUGGUCAUCAAAGGAUCCGAGGCAAACACCAUGUUCAUGGUCAAGGAAGGCUGGAUACGGGCCACCGAUAUCAGUACCAAAGAGACCAAAUUGGCCGACAUUAAAAUGCAACCCGGAGACCAUUUUGGAGAACGAGCCAUGGUCAAGGGCACACCGUACGCUGGAACAGCCGUGGCGUUGACGGAUGGAUCCGCCUGGUGUCUGUCCAAAAAACACUACAAACGUGCCCUGGGCAAUCUCGAUUUGGAGCAAUCGAUUGUGCGGGCUCAAGAUUUUAAAAUGUUGCAAGCCCUGCCUCUUUUCGCCUACAGCGAUAUUGACCGCGUCGAAACGGAGCUGUUGGCCGAAAAUAUCGUCGACUGUCAACACGCCAAAGGACACGUGUUUGCCAAUCAGGGACAAAAAGUCGAUCCGGCCCUUUACAUUAUUCGAAAGGGUUCUGUGAACAUGACCAAAAAAAGCGGAGAAAACGUGACCCUUUCGAUGGGAGAGUCCUUUGGGUUUGGUGGUGCCACGUUGAUUUUGACCAACAAACUUAUGCAAGAGUCCCCGGAAGGCGUCCAAGCCUGGCUGCACCAGAAAAAACUCUUUUCUUGCCAAAAAGCCAUCAACGACAACAGUGUAGGGGCCGAUUAUACCGCCAUUGCCACGGAAGACGUCACCGUCGGAAUGAUCACCCUGAAACAAAUCACAAAGAUCCUGUACGAUCCUUUGCGGGUCGGUCGCAGGGUCGGUGCAACGCCCAAGUCAAACAUCAAUAUGCAGCAACUGGAACGGCGCAAGGUAUUGGGUGCCGGGACCUUUGGAACGGUUUGGUUGACCCGGCAUCCGGCCACCGAUACGCCCUACGCGCUCAAGGUACAAUACAAACGACAACUCAUUGAUUUUAAUCAAGCCAAGGGUGUCAUUCGCGAAGAAAAAAUCAUGUCGCGUAUGCACCAUCCCUUUGUCAUGAGCAUUGUCAGCAGCCAACAAGACGAACAGUGUCUCUACAUGGUCAUGGACCUCUUGCAGGGAGGAGAACUCGGCAGUGUGAUGCAUACCCGCAAACGAAAGCAUUUGGCAGAGGGCAGUGCUCGGUUCUACGGCGCGGGAGUCUUGGAAGGACUCAGUUACAUGCAUCGUCGAUUCUACAUCUACAGAGAUCUAAAGGGAGAGAACGUGUUGUUGGACAACGAUGGAUACGCCGUCAUUGUUGAUCUUGGAUUUGCCAAGUUCGUCCCCGACAAGACGUUCACUUUCUGUGGAACGCCUCUUUUUAUUGCUCCUGAAAUCGUCCUCAGUAAAGGACACGACAAGGGGGCUGAUAUUUGGUCGUAUGGAGUUCUCCUUUACGAGAUGAUGACCGGCGAGAAUCCCUUUUACACGAACGAAGACAUGGACCAGGUGGACUUGUUCAAGGCCAUUGUCAAGGGCAAGUACAGUUACCCACACGAUUCUAAAAUUAGCGACGCCGCCAAGGAUCUCAUUGACAAGAUUUUGGUGGGCGAUCCCAAGGUGAGACUGGGAUCUCGAAACGAUUUGGAAAUACGCAAUCACGCCUGGUUUGAGGGAUUCGACUUUGGAGCUCUCUACCGCAAGGAGUUGACUCCGGUCUGGACGCCCAAGAUCAAGAAUCCUUUCGAUGGCUCCAACUUUGGCGACUGGAGCGACGCUGAGAAGGAAGAAAAGGACUUCCAGCCUUUGAGUCACGAAGAGCAGCAGCUUUUUGCGGACUUUGGUCAAUGAAUGAAUGAAUGAAAGAAUGAAUAGACAGUGAACGAACAAUCUACGUGCUUUGGGAUGUUUCAGGGGCCAAACUACGUACGUCCCUUGACCCCAAAGCGCUAUCGGAGCAAGUUGCGCUGGUUGUAGGUUUGGCUAUGGAGGAACGAAUGCAGUUUCUUCUGGCAUCGCCUCUUUGAUAUCAAUAGCCUAGUCUACUGUUCCCCAAUUGUAGUUCAUAAGGACUAGUAGCUAUAAUGUAGCCUAAGCGCUCGUCGCGAACGGUAACGUUUGCCUCUGCCACUAGCUAGCUAGCUACUGGUAGCACGGUACGGUGCCGCUACUUGCUGGUACGCUGGUACAUUCUGACGUAACCGCCCAGUAACUUGCGGAUUUCCUGAAA
Messenger RNA from Seminavis robusta, 3114 nucleotides. The record is from the annotation of a GenBank genome assembly. Lineage: Eukaryota; Bacillariophyta; Bacillariophyceae; Naviculales; Naviculaceae.